AUGCAGAUAAAGUCGGCUAGAUUAAAACAUAUCGCUAUGCAUUGUGGUUCAAGCAAUACAAACGAUUCAAGCAACAUUCACUUGCAAAAAAGGCAAAGAACAGAUGAUAAAAUACGCUCCGCCAUGCUCGAUUUUGAAGUAUUCGAUUGUCCUAUUUGUUUCGAGCCACUUAUUGCUCCAAUAUUCCAGUGUGAUAAUGGCCAUCUGGCUUGCUCUUUGUGCUGCCCUAAAUUGAGGAACAAAUGCCCUUUUUGUACUUUGCCUAUCGGUAACAAAAGAUGUAGAGCUAUGGAAAAAGUUCUUGAAUCGAUUUUUAUCCCAUGCUCCAUGCUAGGUUGCACCAAAAAUGUAUGUUAUGGAGAACUAUCAGCCCAUGAAAAAGAUUGCAAAUUCUCUCUUUGCGCAUGCCCUGUACCAGGCUGCAAGUACAUUGCCUCAUACAAGGAUAUCUAUGAUCACUUUACCUUUGGCCACCGGGAAAGUUACUACCGGGAAAGACCUAUGCUUCGUGAUCGUGAUAUGUUCACAUCUGGCAAUUCCUUUAUUCUCGAGUUGAACAUCAACGAUAAGUGUUUCAGAGAGCUGUGUGGUGUGUAUGUAUCUGUAUGUUGCAUUGCACCAUCUUCUUCAGAAGCCAAAGAGUUCUCAUACGAUCUCUCUUAUACUAUUGGUGGGCAAACUAUGAUUUACAAAUCACUAAAAGUGAAAAGGAUUCGUAAAGUGAGUCUUCAAAUUCCUCAUGACAAUUUCAUGCUGAUCCCUCAAAGUUUAUUACAUGGCGAAUUCUUGAAUAUAGAGGCUUCCAUUAAAACGAUUAACAAAGUGCAAUAA
Eruca vesicaria subsp. sativa (arugula) is the source of this 831-nucleotide messenger RNA. The record is from the annotation of a GenBank genome assembly. Lineage: Eukaryota; Viridiplantae; Streptophyta; Magnoliopsida; Brassicales; Brassicaceae.